This is a messenger RNA of Paramecium sonneborni, 1322 nucleotides long. The record is from the annotation of a GenBank genome assembly. NCBI's taxonomy places the organism in Eukaryota, Ciliophora, Oligohymenophorea, Peniculida, Parameciidae.
AUGCUGCUUAGAAUGAACAAUGCAUAAUAUAUAAUAGUAAAUUUAAAGGAUGGGUAUAAAGAACAUGUGAUAAAUGCUCCCUUAACUGCAACAACAUUCGACUUAUGGAUCAUAGAGUUUUUAGUAUUAUAAUUAAGAUAAUUGAAUAUUCCAAUUAGAAUGGCUAUUGUGAUUAUAACUUUACUUCAUGUGUAGCAAAAACUUGUACGACACACACAAAAUAUAACCAUUAAUUACUCAAAUUGUAAUAACUGGUUAUCUUCUUGUAUAGUUGGUACUCCAACAAGUUGCAUUCAAAAACCAUUUAAUUGUGCUGAUUAUGUUAAUUAUGAUUAACAUUAUGAGAUAUAUAAUUCGAAUUAUCCAUUCACUUGGGUUGAUGAUGCAUUUUUUAAAAGGACUUUUACAAAUCAUGGCUUUUCAGUUACAGUUUUUAAUUAAGCUGAUCGUAACAAUUGGCCAUCUUCUUAUACUGUUAAUCCAGAUAUUUUGGUUGUAAAAAACCCAAGAACUUAUACAAUCAAUGAUCCUAUAUUUAAUCAUAAUAAAUGUACAAAUGGUUAUGAACUUGCACAAAUACAAAUACAGUUUGUACAUUUAUAGGGAUAGAAUAUUAUAUUUUUUACUCAUGAUACUUAUAAUUCUUGGUUAUUAUCUUGCACAUUUAGUUGGGAUAAAUUUGGUUGUGAAACUAAAACAUGUACAAAUUAUGGUUAAUAAAUAACUACUUUUAAUAAUUCUAAUUGUUAAUCAUGGUUUUCAGAUAUAAUGGAACUGCUUGUUAGUCAACUAAAGAUUGUACAUCAGGAGUAUUUACUACUAUUCCUACUUAAAAUAGUUAUCUUGAAUAAUGUACAAUAAAUAGUUAUUUAAUAUUAAUAUUAAUAUUAAUAUACAUAUUAGAGUGGAUCAUAUUGCACAAACAAAACUUGUUCAUCCUAACUACAUACUUAGUAAUUCAGCUUCAGUGGUUUAUAAAUGAAAACUUGCUAUCAUCAUAGAGCUUCUAUUUCAUAUUUUACUCAUGAAUCAUAUGAUAAUUGGUUAUUUUAUUGUACUGUUAAUAGUUUCUAACACAGGAUGUAGAUCAAAAACUUGUACUAACGGUGAAAGUCAUGUAACAUCAUUUAUAAAAGCUGAAUGUAAUCCUUCAUGUAAUGGAACAGGUUCAGCAUGUUAAGAAAUUAUAACCAAAGCAAGUUCAAAAGCUACUCUUGUAUUUCCCAGUUUUAGCAGACAAGAACUAUUUAGGUAGUGGCAAUUAAUUAGCUUUAGAUGCUAUAAAUAAAUUUUAAAAAAAUUACCGUUUAUAUCAAAAAUGA